AUGGCGGUUCCUAAGAACAAACGCAGCAAGGCAAAGGUCAAGCAGCGCGGUAACAUCAUCUUCUUUGAUCAAUUGUGCGGUAAUUGGUUGCGCCACAGAGAUUGGUUCUACCGAAGGUUGUCUGUGCAGCGUAUGCUACCACCGUGCUCCGAGGGCGUGGGACCGGCUACACCUAGACCAGUGUUAUUCCCAGGAUUUUGGUCUAACAGGCGCUCUGGUGCCUCUGCGUCGUGUCUACCGCCGUCAUCGCACAAACAAAUCCAUCGACGCUGGCUAGGUCAAGCUCCAUCAGGACGACAGGUUAACAAUGUCGAUACAGCUUGUGCAGAAGCAAAAAAGUUGUUCUAUAAAUCAUCCUUAGGAUACGCGGAAUUCGCAAAGCGCAUUGAGUCCCUUAGGUUGCUUGCGUUUUGGGCGCUUGUUACAGGACUCACAGUAGAUUUAGUAAUGCGUCCACCGCAGAGUUCAUACUGGGCCAAAUGGAACCUACUGAAGAUGCCAUCAAGACUCAUGGACAAGUUCGGCCAGAAGCCAGCACCUGUACAAACCCCUGAAACCGCAAAACUCGGACCGGAUCACCUUACCGAUGCUGCUAGGGAGUACCAUCGUGUUUGCAACAUAUAA
Messenger RNA from Babesia sp. Xinjiang, 624 nucleotides. RefSeq lists its product as uncharacterized. Lineage: Eukaryota; Apicomplexa; Aconoidasida; Piroplasmida; Babesiidae. The record is from RefSeq and is a predicted model, not a curated record. The coding region runs from base 1 to 624 and encodes 207 amino acids. The transcript has 4 exons.